Molecule: messenger RNA, 2070 nt
Organism: Hipposideros armiger (great roundleaf bat)
Lineage: Eukaryota; Metazoa; Chordata; Mammalia; Chiroptera; Hipposideridae
Gene: LIPH
Product: lipase H
Exons: 10
Coding region: 142-1497 (451 amino acids)
Biological process (GO): lipid catabolic process
Molecular function (GO): glycerophospholipase activity
Source: RefSeq, a predicted model, not a curated record
AUAGUCUCUCAGGAACUUCCUGUUGUCACCACACCUCUGGAUUAGUCACUUGAUCUCUCUCUGAGCAAAGCGUGGUGGAAACUAAGGCUCUGCUAAGGAAAUAAUUUUUCUUGUGAAUGUGACACACUCUCCAGUUUCCAUAUGCUGAGAAUAUACUUCUUCAUCAGUUUGAUGUGCUUGGUGAGAUCAGACACAGAUGAAGCAUGUCUUUCAUUCACGAGACUGAGUUUUCACAGUGCAGUGGUUGGUACGAAACUAGAUGUGAAGUUGAUGCUCUUCACAAGGAGAAAUCUGACCUGCGCACAGGCCGUCAACUCCACAGCUUUGGGGAACUUGAAUGUGACCAAGAAAACCACCUUCAUUGUCCAUGGAUUCAGGCCAACAGGCUCCCCUCCAGUUUGGAUUGGAGACCUAGUAGAGGGCUUGCUCUUUGUAGAGGACAUGAACGUGGUUGUUGUUGAUUGGAAUCGAGGAGCUACAACUGUAUUGUACAACCAUGCCUCCAGUAAGACCAGAGAAGUAGCAAUAUUCUUAAAGGAAUUUAUCGACCAAAUGUUGGCCAAAGGAGCUUCUUAUGAGGACAUUUACAUGAUUGGAGUAAGUCUAGGAGCCCACAUAUCCGGGUUUGUUGGAAAGAUGUGCAAUGGGCAGCUGGGGAGAAUUACAGGUCUCGACCCUGCGGGCCCUUUAUUCAAUGGGAAACCUCCAGAGGACAGAUUACAUCCCAGCGAUGCACAGUUCGUUGACGUCAUCCAUUCUGACAUUGACGCAAUGGGGUACAAGGAACCAUUAGGAAACAUAGACUUCUACCCAAAUGGAGGAUUGGAUCAACCUGGUUGUCCCAAAACAAUACUUGGAGGAUUGCAGUAUUUUAAGUGCGACCACCAGAGGUCUAUGUACCUGUACCUCUCUUCCCUGAGAGAGAACUGUUCUAUCACUGCAUAUCCCUGUGACUCCUACCGGGAUUACAGGAAUGGCAAGUGUGUCAACUGCGAGACAUCACAAAAGACGUCCUGUCCACUUCUGGGCUAUUAUGCUGAUUAUUGGAAAGACUAUUUAACGGAAAAAGAUCCUCCUAUGACUAAAGCAUUCUUUGACACAGCUGAAGAGAAACCGUUCUGCAUAUAUCAUUACUUUGUGGAUAUUAUAACUUGGAACAAGAACGUAAGAAGAGGGUUCAUUACAAUCAAAUUGACAGACAAAGCUGGAAACACCACAGAAUCCAAAAUCGAUCAUGAACCUGCAACAUUUCAGAAAUACCACCAAGUGAGUCUGCUUGCAAGAUUUAAUCAAGAUCUGGAUAAAGUAGCAGCCAUUUCCUUGGUGUUCUCUACAGGCUCUGUAGUAGGCCCGAAGUACAAGCUCAGGAUUCUCCGAAUGAAGUUAAGGUCACUUGCCCAUCCAGAGAGGCCCCAGUUGUGUCGGUAUGAUCUUGUACUAUUGGAAAACACUGAAACAGUCUUCCAACCUAUUCUUUGCCCAAAAUUGCACAUGUAACGGUUGUCAGGACACAUGGGCACCAGCAACAUCAACAAUGCUGUGACAGGUUGUUUUAAAGCUUUGCCUUACCUUUUCCUCAAGGCACACAAAGUAUGGAAUCGCCAGAGUUUUUUCCAGAAGUGUCCUAUGGAUGUCCUAUUGCAAAAUGUUAAAUGGCCUUGGAUUUUAGAACAGUCAUGUGAAGGGAGCCCCUAAGUAGGGCAAGUCAGAAAUAGCCCGGCUCUUGGCAGCUCCGUGCCUUGUCUGACUGCGUCCUGAGGCCUUGUUUGUUCCGCCCUGUGAUUCUGCUGCCUAUCAUGGCAGGUGGACGAGCAUCUUAAAGGGAAGGAUUUGCUGGAGACCUCACUUUGGACUGGAUCCCACAUUCCCUGUGCCAAAUUCCUCCGGCUUCCUGCAUGUAGAAGGGACUGGAAACUGACCUACCUCACAGGGCUGUUGUGCGGGUCUGGGAGGCAAGUCUGUGAAGGGUUCUUUGAAAUCCCAUGGGUACCACAUCUGUGAGUGGUUUGAUAAAUGUGAAUAUGUUUUUUAUUUAUUUUGAUAUACCUUAUCUAAUAUACAGUAAAAGAG